CCCCUCCUGACCCGGAAGCGCUGGGGGAGGCUCACCCAAUAGGAAAGCGCCUCCCCGCCGAAUCCUUUGAAAGGGGCCGCGAGGCGGCGGAAGUGGAGAAGGUUCCUUCCGGCGCUCAGAUCCAACAAGAUGUCUGGUCCCAGCCCUCAAGGUCACAACUGGAGCCAGAAGUCAGAAGACGAGGAGGAUCCCUUGGAUCAAAUGAUCUUGCGCACUGGCUGUGCCACUUGCCAUUAUGCGGUGCAGGAGUGCAUGGCCGAACACCAGGACUGGAGGAAGUGUCAGCCGCAGGUACAGGCCUUCAAGGACUGCAUGAAGGAACAUCAGAAGCAACGAAUGGAGGAACUGCAGAAGAGGCAAAUGUUAGCCCAGGCCAAGAGCUGAUAGAAAAGACUCAAGCUUGAAGCUCAAGACAUCCAAGAGUCUAACUCAGCCAGAGCAUGGAGAAUUUAACUUCUGAGAAGUAUCCUGCUGAAUCAAAGAGGGAUAAAACCUACUCCCUCUUGGGACUUGGCACGUGCAUUAAGGGGACUGAUCAUAGUAAUCAGGAUGGGAGUGACUUUGCUGAUGAUGUGUCACUGAAUAUUUUUUUAUAUUGGAAAUGUCAUGUA
This is a messenger RNA of Mauremys reevesii (Reeves's turtle), 611 nucleotides long. Its product is annotated as cytochrome c oxidase assembly factor 4 homolog, mitochondrial. Gene Ontology annotation, biological process: mitochondrial respiratory chain complex IV assembly. NCBI's taxonomy places the organism in Eukaryota, Metazoa, Chordata, Testudines, Geoemydidae. The record is from RefSeq and is a predicted model, not a curated record. The transcript is spliced from 2 exons. Bases 130 to 384 code for a protein of 84 amino acids. Gene Ontology annotation, cellular component: mitochondrial intermembrane space.